Molecule: messenger RNA, 693 nt
Organism: Lycium ferocissimum
Lineage: Eukaryota; Viridiplantae; Streptophyta; Magnoliopsida; Solanales; Solanaceae
Exons: 2
Coding region: 1-693 (230 amino acids)
Source: RefSeq, a predicted model, not a curated record
AUGUCUGAAAAUCACUGUUUUGCUAAUCGGACAUUACCGCCUGCAGUAGUUUUUUACUUGAACCAACAACAUCAGCAAAUAAGUCAAGUCCCCAGAUUGGCUAAACCUUCACUGAGCGUUGAUUAUUUCAUGAGUUGCUUUUCGUUUGAGGAUCAAGAAUUUAUAGAAGAAGAGGAAGAGGAGGAAGAAGAAUUUGCGAAUGACGUAUCUGAGUCGAUUCUUGAUGAUGAAGAAAUUAUAGAAGAAGAAGAGGAGGAAGAAGAAGAGUUUGAAGUUGAAAUAUCUGAGAAUUCGGAAACAAUUAGAACAAGAAUGGAGUUUGCUCAUAGUAUGGAUAUUGAUCAGCAACAUCCGCCUCAUAUUCCAAGUGGAACAAUCGAUGAAGUGCAGCCUACACGAGCUAGGGCUCCUCGAAUGCGUGCCAUUAAUAACUACGUUCGUCACACAUUUCAAGUGCCACAAUAUUCGAUUCUUGAUAGUGAUACCUAUGGUUAUGAUGUUAAUGAAGGUGAUCCAGUUGUUGGUGAUGAGGAACAAGAAACAUGUGCUAUUUGUUUUUUUGAAUAUAAAGAUGAAGACACCAUUGGCACACUUCAAUGUGGACAUGAAUUUCACGUUGGAUGCAUCAAGAAGUGGCUACAGAGGAAAAAAGAAUGUCCCUUUUGUAGAGCUCCAGUUUUGCCUACAUUAUAA